GUGACACAGAACGAGAAGGGGUGGCCCCAGAAAAGUCCUCUCCAGAAAGGGAGAAGAAAAAGGAACAGUCAGAUGCAUCUAAUUCUCCUAGAACAUCAAAACAUCAUUAUUCAAGAUCACGUUCACGGUCACGGGAAAGAAGACGAAAGUCAGAUAAUGAAGGAAGAAAACACAGAAGCCGGAGCAGAAGCAAAGAGAACCAACUUCUUCUUAAAACAGGCAAGAAGACAUGAAUCCAAAGAGAAGUCCUCCAAGAAGCACAAAUCUGAAGACCACAAUGACAAAGAACAUUCUUCUGACAGAGGAAGAGAGAGCCUAAAUUCAUCUGAAAAUGGUGAGGAUAGACACAAACGCAAAGAAAGAAAAUCAUCAAGAGGGCGGAGUCAUUCAAGAUCCAGAUCUCGUGAAAGACGUCAUCGUAGUAGAAGUCGUGAUAGGAAAAAAUCCCGAUCCCGCAGCAGAGAGAGAAAGCGCCGCAUAAGAUCUCGUUCUAGAUCAAGAUCUAGACACAGACAUAGAAGUAGAAGUAGAAGCAGGACUAGGAGCAGAAGCAGAGAGUUAAGGCUUUCCUUAGAGUUUAGGAGGCAAUUCUCAGACUCGUUUUUUCGGAGCCCGAGUCCGCCACCUUUUCGGGGACGAAAUACAGCUAUGGAUGCACAGGAAGCAUUAGCCAGAAGAUUGGAAAGAGCAAAGAAAUUGCAAGAACAGAGAGAGAAAGAAAUGGUUGAAAAACAGAAACAACAGGAAAUGGCUGCAGCGGCUGCAGCCACGGGAGGCUCUGUUAUUAACGUUGCUGCUCUUCUGGCAUCGGGAACACAAGUAACUCCUCAAAUAGCAAUGGCAGCUCAAAUGGCAGCACUACAAGCAAAAGCACUAGCAGAGACUGGAAUAGCUGUGCCUAGUUAUUACAACCCAGCAGCAGUGAAUCCGAUGAAGUUUGCUGAACAAGAAAAAAAGCGGAAGAUGCUUUGGCAAGGCAAAAAAGAAGGGGAUAAAUCACAGUCUGCAGAAAUAUGGGAAAAACUAAAUUUUGGAAACAAGGACCAAAAUGUCAAAUUCAGAAAAUUGAUGGGCAUUAAGAGCGAGGAUGAAGCUGGCUGUAGUUCAGUCGACGAAGAGAGUUACAAAACUCUGAAACAGCAGGAAGAAGUUUUCAGAAAUCUAGAUGCACAGUAUGAAAUGGCCAGAUCACAGACUCAUACACAAAGAGGAAUGGGAUUGGGCUUUACAUCUUCAAUGCGAGGAAUGGAUACAGUCUGAGAGGAAAAAGUGAUUUUUAAAGUUUGGGACUAUGGAAGAUUCUUGUUCAAAUGUUGGGUCCUUGUUCACCAAAAAGCUAGCAUUCUAGCUUGCAUGGGUGUUGCAUUGACUUUAAUUUAUUGAAAAAUACAAUUUUUUUUGUAAAUAUCAGAUCAGUGAUACUGGUGUUAGUGUUGUAAUCAGGUUAUACCCACUUCCAUUAAACUUGACAGAACUAUAGAAGGACAGUAUUUUUUAGUUUAAAGUUCUACUUUUCAAACCAAGCAGCAGAUGGGAUAAACUCAUACAUGGAUAUUUCGUGUCCACUGUCUUGUGUACUUUUGUACUUUAACCUUGUACAGUUAUUUUCAAUUCUUGAAACAUGAAAGAAACAUUGUGUAGAUGUUAUUUAGCAGUCUGGGCCAAUAGGCACAUAAUCCAGUGCAAAAACCUGGUUAAUAAUAAAGACUUUUUUUCUCUAA
Molecule: messenger RNA, 1721 nt
Organism: Tinamus guttatus (white-throated tinamou)
Lineage: Eukaryota; Metazoa; Chordata; Aves; Tinamiformes; Tinamidae
Source: RefSeq, a predicted model, not a curated record